AUGUCUACUGAAACAUCUGUCAAAGCUAGUAACUGGAGAUUGGUCGAAGUCGGUCGUGUCGUCCUUGUUAACAAAGGUCAAUACGCUGGUAAAUUAGCCACUAUUGUUGAAAUUAUUGAUCACAAAAGAGCUUUAAUUGAUGGUCCAACCACCGGUGUUGCUAGACAAGCUAUCUCAUUAGCUCACGUUGUCUUGACCCCAUUAUCAUUUGCUUUACCAAGAGGUGCUAGAUCUCCAAUUGUUUCUAAAAAAUUCCAAGCUGCUGAUAUUGCAAACAAAUGGUCAUCAUCAUCAUGGGCUAAAAAAAUUGCUCAAAGAGAAAAACGUAGAGCUUUAACUGAUUUUGAAAGAUUUCAAGUUUUAGUUUUAAAAAAACAAAAAAGAUUUGCUGUUAAAAAAGCUAUUGCUAAAGCUUAA
Molecule: messenger RNA, 417 nt
Organism: Hansenula ciferrii
Lineage: Eukaryota; Fungi; Ascomycota; Saccharomycetes; Phaffomycetales; Wickerhamomycetaceae
Gene: RPL14A
Product: 60S ribosomal protein eL14
Exons: 2
Coding region: 1-417 (138 amino acids)
Biological process (GO): ribosomal large subunit biogenesis; translation
Cellular component (GO): cytosolic large ribosomal subunit; ribosome
Molecular function (GO): structural constituent of ribosome; RNA binding
Source: RefSeq, a predicted model, not a curated record